UAUUGACCAUGGCAAAGAGAAGAGAAAAAAAAGUCAAAAACAACGGCCCACCACCUAUGGAACAGCCACGUUCCCAGAAAAAGAGAGAGAGAAGAUUGGGAAGGAAGAGGCAGAGGAAGGCUGCUCUGAAGGCUUUCAAGACUAACACAGCUCCAUCUCCUAAUCAUGCUACUACUUCUAAUCCUGCACCUAAUGUUGAUCCUGCUCCAAACACUAAUGGUGGUAGGGCUGGGGGGAAAAAUAAAGAGAAGGAUAAUAGUGAUUCGAUGCCUGGGUUCAUUUUCAUGUGCAAUGGGAAAACAAAAGCGGAGUGUUAUCAAUACCGUGUAUUUGGGUUACCAGCUGGGAAAAUUGAUAUUGUGGAGAAGAUCAAGAAGGGCACAAAACUCUUUCUGUUUGAUUUUGAUCUGAAACUGCUCUAUGGUGUAUAUAAGGCUACUUGUGGAGGAAAAUUGAGCUUGGAGCAGGCUGCUUUUGGAGGGAAAUUUCCUGCUCAGGUGAAAUUCCGGAUUCACAUGGACUGCUUACCUCUGCCUGAAAAUGCUUUCAAACAUGCUAUCCGUGAAAACUACCAGGGUGGUACAAAAUUUAAUCCAGAGCUGACAGAUACACAGGUCAAGAAACUGAUUUCAUUGUUUCGUCCUGUUGCUGCAUCAGCACAAACACCUGUUGCCCCCCCUCUGCCAAAUGUAGCCCCACAAUGGGGACUUCCACCUUCAGUAAUUGAAGAUCGAUUCCGACGCCCUAUGAGGAUGGCUCCUCCAGAAGAUCCAUAUACAGCUGGGGCUUACCAUAGUCAUGCCCCACCAGCCCAUGAGUCUCAAUAUGCCCUGCCUAUAGCUCCACAGGCGAGAACAGCUCCUCCAGAAGACCCAUAUAGCGCUGUUGCUCGCCUUAGACAUCAUCCACCAGUCCUGAAGUCUCAAUAUGUCCAACCUAUGGCUCCACAGGCAAGGGCGGCUCCUCCAGAAGACCCAUAUUUUGCUGGAGGUCACCUAAGAGAUGCACCACCAGCCCUAGAAUCUCGACAUGUCCCCCCUGUAGGCCCACCUCCACUAAAUGAUCGUUACGGAUCAGCAGUUGGCCUACCACCUUAUAAUGACCCGUAUUAUUCUGCAGAGGUGCAUUUGCCAUAUGUUCCCGAGAACCUGGCCCUACAUGCACAGGAUCCAUACAGCAGGUACAGGGGUGCACCAGAGUUGGUUCCGCAUGAUCGACUCCUUGGCUUGGAGAGUGACUAUAACAGGUCUCUCCUGCGGAGGGGAAGGGACAUUGCAUCACACUUUGAUAAUGCUGUUGAUUACUACUACAACCAGCAGUCAACAGUGGCGGCGCCGCAUGGUCCGGUAGCAUCACAUGUCCCAGGCAUAGUUCCUGCCCCAUCACGGGCCCCUAUGGAAUUGCCUUCAUCGCAGACGGCUGGUUAUUGGUCAACAGUCGCAUAUGAGGACCCAAACCGUGGGUAUGCUGAACCUCUGCCAAACCGUGGGUAUGCUGAACCACUGCAGAGGUCUGUUGCAGAAAUGACCGCCUUGGGGGGGACAAACCUGCCUGUCUCUUCUCUUUAUUCAUUUGCAGGAGCUGCACCUGCGUACCGUUGA
Messenger RNA from Telopea speciosissima, 1601 nucleotides. RefSeq lists its product as uncharacterized. The record is from RefSeq and is a predicted model, not a curated record. The transcript is spliced from 4 exons. Bases 9 to 1601 code for a protein of 530 amino acids. NCBI's taxonomy places the organism in Eukaryota, Viridiplantae, Streptophyta, Magnoliopsida, Proteales, Proteaceae.